Molecule: messenger RNA, 3098 nt
Organism: Lotus japonicus
Lineage: Eukaryota; Viridiplantae; Streptophyta; Magnoliopsida; Fabales; Fabaceae
Product: pentatricopeptide repeat-containing protein At5g15010, mitochondrial
Exons: 1
Coding region: 364-2145 (593 amino acids)
Molecular function (GO): protein binding
Source: RefSeq, a predicted model, not a curated record
CAAGAGGCACAUUUUUCCUCUGGAAGCUUUAUAAAUGGCCCAACGCCCCAACUUCAAUCAGUAGCAUUGUGUUUGCUUUAGUUAACGUCGACAAGGAUUUGGUAUGUCAUUUCUCUCUCUGUCUCCAUUCCCGCGAAAUUUGAAGUUACUUUCUCCAAAUCACUCCGUAUAACAACAACUUGCGAUUCUUGUCACACACUGCUUUUGAUGUGCAAGUUAAGUAUGUAAUCAAUUCGCUUUGCAUUUCUCUGAGUCAUUUUCUCAAACACCUUCCGCUCAAGUUUUGAGAACCCAAGAAAUUGGCUCAUCUUGCUUUAGCGCUCUAUACAAAUUUCCAAAGAUUGAUUUGCACAUUCUUCAAUCAUGAUCAGAAUCCGAUCUAAGCUAUCUUCUGUGCUGCAACGCAUCAGCCAGACCAAACAAGGCGCGAAUCACUUUCGUCGUCGUUUAGUUAAUCCCAAUGUUUUUGACACUGCUUUAGCUCCUCCACUAAAUUUUGGUUACUUACCGAGGCUCUUUUCAAGUUCAUCUUCAAUCAGAAGCCUUGGGGUGUCAACUGAUUCCCCUGCUCUAGGAUCAGAUGAGGAUAACGAUGAUGGCGAUGAUGAUGAUGAUGAUGAUUAUGUUGAUGGCAAUGAUAAGAAUGGUACUAGAUUACAUAUAAGGGAUGUUGUUCUUGCCCAAGAUGUUAAAACCAUUUUGGAUAUAAUGCACGAACCGGGUUCUCGACCAUCUGAGAUUAAGCAUAAGCUUGAGCUUUGCUGUGUUAGGGUGUCGUCAGAGCUGGUUGUGGAGGUCCUUUCGAGAAUUCGCAACGAUUGGGAAGCCGCGUUCACGUUUUUCUUGUGGGCUGGGAAGCAACCGGGGUAUGCUCAUUCGGUUCGUGAGUACCAUUCCAUGAUCUCCAUCCUUGGGAAAAUGAGGAAGUUUGAUACUGCUUGGAACUUGAUUGAGGUGAUGAGAGGAGGUGGAACUGGUCCGUCUCUUGUCACCCCGCAAACUCUCUUGAUCAUGAUCAGGAAAUACUGUGCUGUGCGUGAUGUUGGGAGGGCUAUAAACACUUUCUAUGCUUUUAAGCGGUUUGGCUUUCAAGUUGGGAUAGACGAAUUUCAAGGCCUUCUUUCUGCCCUUUGCCGGUACAAGAAUGUGCAGGAUGCUGAGCACUUACUUUUCUGCAAUAAAAAUGUAUUCCCUCUUGAAAUCAAGAGCUUUAACAUCAUUCUGAAUGGAUGGUGCAACUUGAUUGUUAGCGCGCGAGAAGCAGAAAGGGUUUGGCAUGAGAUGAGCAAGAGAGGAAUCCAACAUGAUGUUGUGUCCUAUGCAAGCAUCAUGUCUUGCUAUUCAAAAUCUUCCAAACUUUACAAGGUGUUCCAGCUGUUUGAUCAGAUGAAGAACAAGAAGAUUACUCCAGAUAGGAAGGUUUAUAAUGCUGUCAUUCAUGCUCUUGCGAAGGGUAGGCUUGUGAAAGAAGCUGUCAAUCUCCUUCAAACAAUGGAGAAAAACAAUGUUACUCCUGAUGUUGUUACUUACAACUCGCUGAUCAAGCCCCUCUGCAAAAACCGCAAAAUUGAUGAAGCCAAAGAAGUUUUUAAUGAUAUGAUGAAGCGGAACAUAACCCCAACAAUUCGGACUUUUCAUGCUUUCUUCCGAAUAUUAAGGGUUGAGGAAGAAGUAUUUGAGCUUCUGGACAAAAUGAGAGAGCUAGGGUGCUACCCAACUAUUGAGACUUACAUAAUGUUGAUAAGAAAGUUUUGCCGCUGGCGCAAGCUGGAUGAAGUCUUUAAGAUAUGGAAUAUGAUGAGGGAAGACGGAGUCAGCCAUGAUCGCAGCUCUUAUAUUGUACUGAUUCAUGGGCUGUUUCUGAAUGGAAAGGUGAAGGAAGCACACGAUUAUUACAUAGAGAUGCAAAGGAAAGGGUUCCUCCCUGAACCAAAGACAGAACAGAUGCUGCAGGCAUGGCUUUCUGGGAGACAGGGAACAGAAGGCCAGGUGACAGAUUUAGAACACAAUCAAUUGGAAGAUGAUACUGUUGAAAAGAAAGUCAAGGCCACACCCAGUAAAUUUGAUAAGGAAAAAGCUUUUCUUCGCGAACCCGAGACCAGAAGAGUAACAAGAGAUCGGGGCUUUUCUUUCUGGGAUCAGUAAAUCCUUUUAUAUAACAAGAGGUCCAAUGUCACUUCCUUUAUCUAUGGACUAUGAACAUACGCUUGACUCUCGGUACCCUUUUCAAAUUUGAUUGUGUACUCCAAAUAGGUGCUUGCCAUGCUCUUUUCUUGGAACUUAUCCAGACUUCAAGAGCCUUGGUGCCAUUCUUAAAGCUAGGAAACCAGGUUUGUUAGUUGCAACACAGUUGGAAACUUUGGGUUGAAAUCUUUACUGAUCUAAAUGUCAUUGAUUGCUCCUUUGCUACUGGUUAACCUUGGCGAAUGUUGUAAUGCUGGAGCUAAACUUAGGUGCUUGUAUAUGUUCACCAGCUUUGGAUAAAUUCCGAGCAGGUGAAGCUAGUAGAAACUUGAACAACUGUUUUGAUCUCUUCAAUUGCAGAGAAAAAUGAAUUCAUAGUUGCUUGCUGGCUGGGACCUAUUAUCACAGAAUCUAGUCCAGAAGUAAAAUUAGCACAGAAUGAGUUAAAUUAAUAUGUUCGACCUAAGUUUCCUAUGAAGUAUGUGAGGCAGCUUCACUAAAUGACCGAUUCUUGUACGGAUUAGAGAAGCUAAAGGGAGAGGGGAGCUGCUUAGACGAGCUGGACUUGUAUGUCGUUGCUGUCAUGCACUCAUGCUUUGAAUUUAACGGCUGGCUUUGUUUUUCCUAGCUAAACAAAAAUUUCAUUUCAAAUUGGUAGAAUAGGGAUUCUACUCAUGCUUUGAUGAUUUUAAUUGAGGAGGCCUAAGCAAUGCAGUCAAUUUGUAGGCCUUCAUUGAGUGAAAAGUAUCUAUCAAUGCAUUUGGGAAGGCCAUUCUUUGUACAAUACAUGGGCAAAAGGAGUGCUAGAUGGUAUUUCCCCAUUUGAUUUUAGAGUAACCAUAUGCGUCAUACUUGGUAUCCGUAUGCCCCUAUGGAGUUGAAAACAAACUCUUUGACUUUGGUUUUUAGUUUAC